Molecule: messenger RNA, 471 nt
Organism: Scheffersomyces amazonensis
Lineage: Eukaryota; Fungi; Ascomycota; Pichiomycetes; Serinales; Debaryomycetaceae
Exons: 1
Coding region: 1-471 (156 amino acids)
Source: RefSeq, a predicted model, not a curated record
AUGACAUUAUUCACACACAACUUAACUAGAUUGGAUCUAUACGAGUGCCAAUUUGAUGUGAGAAUUAAAUUUCCUUCGAGUUUAGAAACUUUAAGAUUCAUAUUUUGUUACCAGCCCGACUUACUUUCGUAUGAAUAUUGGGAUGAACUAACCAAAUUGAAGACCCUAAACAUAGACUGUAAUGGAUUGGAAAACUUGGAAGGAUGGAAACCACCGCCAAAUUUAACACAUUUAUCUUUAAUGGGAAGCAAAUUUGAAGAAUUAAAGCUGACCUGGCCUUUAUUCCUGAGUCCUUCGGUUACUCCAAAACUAAUAGAUCUAGACUUUUCACAUAUAAGUUUAUGUGAGAUUGACAGUGAUAUUCAGCUACCGCCAUGUUUGGAAAUACUACAUUUAUCUGAAGAAAGAAUAUCAGAAGACUUAUUAUUUCCUGCAAGUUUUAAGAAACCAUCUUUAUUUAUUACUUAUUAA